CCGGGGCGCGGCGCCCGAGUGGACCGGCCCGAGUGGACCGAGGCUUGGCCGGAGCCCCGCCGCAUCGCCGCCGCCAUGGACCCGUUCCUGGUGCUGCUGCACUCGAUGGCGGCCGGCUUGACGAGCAGCGAGCUGACCGAGCUCAAGUUCCUGUGCAACGGGCGCGUGAGCAAGAGGAAGCUGGAGCGCGUGCAGAGCGCCCUGGACCUCUUCACCGUGCUGCUGGAGCAGGGCGACCUGGGCGCCGACGACCCCGACCUGCUGCGCGAGCUGUUCGCUUCCCUGCGGCGCCAGGACCUGCUGCGGCGUCUGGACGACUUCGAGGCGGGCGCGGGGGCCGGAGCCGGGGCCGGGGAGGAAGACCUGCGAGCUGCAUUUGACGUUAUCUGUGACAACGUGGGGAAGGACUGGAGAAGACUCGCUCGCCAACUUAAAAUUUCAGACACCAAGAUCGACGCUAUCGAAGAGAGAUAUCCCCGCAACCUGACAGAGCAGGUAAGGGAGUCGCUGAGAACCUGGAAGACCGCCAGGAGGGAGGACGCAACGGUGUCCCAGCUGGUGACGGCCCUCAGGGCCUGUAAGCUGAACCUGGUGGCGGACCUCUUAGAGGAAGAGCAGGCUCGGACCCUCCAGAACAGGAGUGGGUCCGCGUCCCCGAUGGCCUGGAGCUCGGCUGGUUCUGCCUUUGGGGCUCCCUGACUGCUCAGCCCUCAUCUCAAGAGAGACGAAGGACAUCUGCACCUUGGUUCUGUCCCCCAAGGUGUAACCAAGCACCUCUGCGCCCACCACUGGGGAGAUCCUGCAGCAGCUGUCAGUGAGGACUGGCCCUUUCUGAGUGCUCGCUGGGUGCCAGGCAGAGAACUGCGCAGGCAUCGUCGUUUAUCCCUCACAGUCGCCCCGUGAGGGCUAUUCCGCUGUCCCCGUUAAAUGAGCGAAUAGGGAGAAAAUGCAGCAGGUAUGUCCGUCACACGACAGGAGUGUGUAGAGGUUAGCGGUUGUGCCUGUUGUCACUCUGCAGGGGAGGCAGCCAGCCCAGAGAGGUUGAGGAGCCAAGGAACGUCCCAGAGCAGCAACAGGGGAGCAGGGUUUGGAGCCAGGGCAAGCUCCAGUGCCCUGGCUUUCAGCAAACGCUGUGUCAUUCCGCCAGUCCAUGCUAGGCCAGAGGGACAGUUUGCCACGUGUCCUUGGGAGUCCUCAGUCUAGGCUCGAGUACCAGGGCCGGCAUGGGGGUGCAGCUUGGCCUGCCCUGGACCACGUCAAGCUGUCUCUAAGCUGGGAAGCAGGGACAGUGGUGGUGGGAGGAGCCAGGUGGCACCUGGUCAGCGCUCUGCAGCGUCAGUUCUUACAAGCGUUAUGAUUUGUCUCAUUUUACAGUUUGCUGCUGUUGUAUCAAAAUGGUAUUUUUCUGAUAACAGAACUGGCACGGAAGCUGGGUUUUAUAAUUUAAAAAGCACUCUUCCUUCAUGCUUCCGAGAUACGUGUCCUGAAAGCAGACCCCCCAGCAGUGGAACCUCCGUGUUACCGAGAACUUCAGUUCCUGUCGAUGAUUCAUUUCAAGUGAUGCUUCUCCAAAGUCCCGUUAGCCUGUUUGUCUUGUCCUUUGCAGGUUAUAACGGGCUCCAGUUUGUGACUGGGGUUAAAAAAAAAAUAGUUGCCGUCACGUUGACUCUGACUCACAGCGACCCCGUGUGUGUCGGAGUAGAGCUGGGCUCCACAGGGUCCUCAGUGGCUGAUUUUUCAGAAGCAGACUACCAGGCCUUUCUUCCAAGGUACCUCUGGGGGGACUAGACCCUUCAGCCUUUUGGUGAGCAGCCGAGCACCAUCCAGGGGCUCCAGGGAAUAGGGUGGCUGGCUUUAAUAACAGCUCCACUCAAGGGUGUUUUCCCCAAGCAAACAUGAUCUGCCUGAGGCAGCUUUCACCUGUUUGAGACCUGCUAGCCUCUGAGAGGCAUCAGAGAGCCAAAUGACUGCUCCUCCUGCUGGCUCUCCAGCGGUGGCCUUGGGAAAGCCACCACUGUGCUGCUGUGACCUAGGCCAGGGUCAUGAGGGCUGUAUGCUCCAUGGGGAACCCAGCCCUUUACCCUGCAGGCCUUCAGCAGAUGCUUGCUGACACCAGCACUGUGCCGGGCUGGGCCGGCUGCGAAGGAGACAGGAGUGGUUCUGUUCUGUAGACGCUAAAAGCCUGGCCGGGAGCGCACAAACCUUACCCAGCUAGUCCGGAGCCGUGGCAGGUGUGGCCUGGCGCCCCUGCUAUGCCCAGGACCAUCCCCACCCCCAGCCACAGAUACCCUUACCAAUUAAUGUGAGUGGCUUGGUGAAUGGGUAGCUCCGGGGAGUCACUUUUCUGGGGAAAGAAAGGAUAUCCGUAUUCCUUGAACGGAGGCAGGUUUGGAAGGCUCGCCUUUCCUGUAAGCUCACAGCAUAAACUGCUGAGGUGUGGGGGUACCUGGUGCUCCGGCAUCGCCCAGCAUCUCCUGCACACACCUCUCCUGAGAGGAGACCCAGACCUGUCACGCCAGGUGCUCGGACGCGGGUCCGACAACACUGAGUUUUCUCCGCUGCAUGGGAGCGAGCGCCAGGUGAGCUUCCACCUCUGGGCUGGGUCCCCACUUCUGGCACUGGCUCACCCUUGAAGCACAGCGCACAGUCUCUGCGCCUCCUGCAUCCAGCGAGGGGCUGGGUCUCCCCUCCAGCACUAACAUCUGGGGACUCCUGUCUGCCAGGCUUGGAGUCACCUGGGUCCCCACCCAGCCUCACCUGGCUCAUCGUGUGGCUUCUUCAUUUGGCCUGUUGCUCAUCUGUAACGGUGUGGAGAGCAGGCCUCAGAGGUGAUGACAUGUAAGAUAGUGCCUGGCCGUGUGCCUGCUCCUGCUGCUUCUCCGUCCUGCCACCCCUGGGCCGCAACUGCUGCCCUUUCCCCAGGACCUGGGACGGCCGGCCCUUGGCAGCCAGGUGGCACCAGAGAACAGCUAUAGAGCAGGGUGGCCUGGGGUGAGCUGUGAGAAACUGCUCUCGAAGACUCAGCCACACACAAACACCGGUUUGGUCCAUUGGCAGGUGUGCCGUGGCAACCGUGAACGAGACAACCUGCCCUUGGGGUGUGUGGGUGUCCCCCAUUUUGUAAAAGGAAAACAUAUAACACUCAAAGGAAAACACAGUUCUCUGGACCCUAAAAGCAGAAAGACGUACCCCACCUGUUUAUAAAGUGCUGGUUAUUUUCUGGACGACAUAAUUGCAAAUUGUUAUUUCUUUGUACUUUCUGUGUUUUCCACAUUUUCUGUAAUAAAUAUAUUUUUCUGAAGAA
This is a messenger RNA of Loxodonta africana (African savanna elephant), 3304 nucleotides long. It is a transcript of the gene FADD, whose product is annotated as Fas associated via death domain. Gene Ontology annotation, biological process: regulation of apoptotic process; signal transduction. Lineage: Eukaryota; Metazoa; Chordata; Mammalia; Proboscidea; Elephantidae. The transcript has 2 exons. The record is from RefSeq and is a predicted model, not a curated record. Gene Ontology annotation, molecular function: protein binding. The coding region runs from base 76 to 699 and encodes 207 amino acids.